GGGAAGCAUAGGAAGAGGAAAAAGAGGAUGAUGAUGAUGAUUUCUUUGGAGGUGGGCUGGACCUGACAGGCGCUAGUGACGUGUGUGUAAACUGAGUAGCACGGAGCCGAGUCCGGAGCGCGGAACCGAGUCCGGAGCGCCUGGUCGUGGUGUUUGCGGAGGAUAUUUGGCGGCGGAACUGACGCGCUGCGUGUGACGUGGCUGCUGCGUCUCCCUGAGCAGGUGUGGUUAACAUGUAUGGGGCUAGCUGGUGAAGACUCAGACCGGCGGCCAGAGCCACAGACCGAGUCGUGAGCUUGUUUACUGAAACUUGGCGCAGUGAAGCGCGUCGGUCCUCCGCGGGACACGUGGUGAGCUGCUCACAGGGAGGUGACGCGGUUCACCUGGACAGACAGACAGACAGACGGACAGACACGCCUCGUCAGCCGGCCUCUUCGGUCUCAGCUGCCUGCAGCAGUGAUCAUGGUGGGGACGGCCUGUACUGUUCAACGAGCUUCACCCUCGUUGACUCUCCUUUUCUUCUCGCUGCUGCAUUGCUGUCACCCAGCCACCUGCCUUAAGCAAAAGAUGCAGUCUGAGUCUGCCCUAAUUGUGGUGGAGGAUUCAGGUGGAGGAGGAGCCGAAGGCAGCGUGGAGGACAGGGUGGCUGAAGAUGAUGAGGAAGAUCUAGAGGUGGUCAAACCUACUGAUCAGUGGCAGACUCUCAAGCCGGGCCAAGCAGUUCCAGCUGGCUCUCAUGUGAGGCUGAAUCUCCAGACAGGACAGAGAGAGGUCAGACUGGGAGAGAGCAAGAAGAAAUACUCAACUCAAAAACACAGCGUGGAGAAAUGGACGAGCCAGCAGUUCAACUCUGAUGAGCUCAAACAGGCUUUAAAAAACAUAAAGGAAGACCACACUUCACCGACGAAAGAUGAGGAUCAGGAGGACCAGGACUGGUCUUCUGGCAACAAACAGCUACGGUCUGAAGAUCUCAGAAGAACCAUGGCCCAGCUGGAUCUGCAGGUUGAAACUGAUGUUCAGGUCAUGACCCGUCUUCUGGCCCAGUACAAUAGCAAAAACAGUACCAUGGAACAGAGACUUCAGAUACUUCUGGAACUGGAGUAUCUAGUACAUCAGGUGGAUAAUGCUCAGAUUCUGAAUUCCAUGGGUGGUCUUCAGAUCAUUCUUCAAGGUCUUAACAGCUCAGACUUAAGAUUACAGGAAAGAUCUGCCUUCCUCCUUGGGUCUGCGCUGGCUAGAAACCCAGCGGUUCAGGUGGAGGCAGUUAAGAAUGGGCAUCUCCAGAAGUUGUUGGCAUUACUGGCCACUCCAAGACCCGUCGGUGUGAAAAAAAAGGUUCUGUUUGCAAUGUCGUCCCUGUUGCACCACUUCCAGUAUGCCCAGUGCUACUUCCUGUCACAUGGUGGACUGAACAUCCUGCUACAACUCUUCAGAGCAGAUGGCAGCGGGGCUCUCCAGCUCCGCAUCAUCACCCUGCUCUAUGACAUGAUCACAGAGAAGAGCUUAACUUCCCAGGCAAAUUCAGACCCAGCAUUUACCUUUUCCAGUAUGGAUCAUUUGUGUGAUUACUCCAUGGAGUCUCUCUCCCAGGAGCUCCUGGAGGAGGGAUGGUGCAGUCUGGUCCCAGAUUUACUGCAGUCUACUGAGCAUGAUUGGAGAGAGAAGGGUCUGCAGACUCUGUUGGCCAUGGUCCCAGUGUGUUUGGACCAGUACCGCCUGGACACGUCUCUGUCUCUGUCUCUGGGCUCUCUGAGAAGCCAAUACCAUGAGCUGGUUCGUAAAGACCUGAUGCUGGGAGAAGAGGACAGCUACUUCAAAGAGAUUCUAGACCUUCUAGACACACUGGAGCUCACAAUGGGGUCUUCGUAGAUGGGUUAUACAGGAUGCAGGACACUCUUGCUCUGAGGAGACUUGUCUUUGGCCCUCUGUCAUGCUGAAAUGUAUAGGAGCAGUUUGGGACAGAAGGGUAACUUACUCUGCAAGGGUUCUUAAAUACUUGCUGAAAUGAAUGACACCUGGCUCAUGACACCUGGAACAUGAUACCUGGAACAUGAUACCUAGAUCAUGAUUUCUGACACUUGGAUCAUGACACCUGGAACAUGAUACCUGGAUCAUGACACCUGGAACAUGGUACCUGGAACAUGAUACCUUAGGCCAUGAUACCUGACACCUGGAACAUGAUACUUGGAAGAUGAUACCUGACACCUGGAACAUGACAUCUGACACCUGGAUCAUGAUAUUUACCAGUAUGGCCAUGAGGGGGGCCUCGGUAUGACCAAGAAAAGAACGGCAACCCAAGACUAAAACCCACUGGAUGCAAGUUAAUCUGCUUAAGAAGGUUGUGAAGCCUCAACAGCACUGACAUGUCAUCCCUGUGGUGGCUGAUUUAACCAGCUCAGUUCUUUCACAUGGAUAUAAAAAUGGUUUCAUGGCCUACUCAUCAGUCUUCUCAUUACAUGUGAGGUCUACCUAGCUCAGUAGCUGGGUAGUAACUAGAAUGUAUUUAAUACUUUGUCCAUGUAGCUCCACAAUAGUACAUUAUGUAAAUUGUCUUCUUGCCUUAGAAGAACUCGAGUGAUCUCCACAGUUCCAGAUACCUCUCAAAAUCCCUUUGCCCUUCCUUAAGUUAUUGCUUCCAAAUCAAACUAAAUUCAGACAUCAUGUGGCAAGCUGGUUCGGCAUCCCACUGGCACAUCUGAAACAUCCAUCCAUCCAUCAUCCAAACCACUUAUCCUGCUCUCAGGGUUGCGGGGAUGCUGGAGCCUAUCCCAGCAGUCAUUGGGCGGCAGGCAGGGAGACACCCUGGAGAGGUCGCCAGGCUGUCACAGGGCCCACACACACACACAUACCUAGGGACAAUUUAGUAUGGCCGAUUCACCUGACCUACAUGUCUUACAUGACCUACAUGCCUUACAUGACCUACAUCUGAAACAUUUGCAUCAAACUUUUGUUGUGUCUCUGCCUUCAGCACCAACAUAUACUGGAAACUGUUGAUGAAACACAUCAUUUGAUGAUUCUGUAGUGCACUACAAGUGGAAAUUUAGACUUUACCAAGUGGUACAAUGUGAAAUUUUGCUGCCAAGUACUGGCACCUCAGUUUCACCACUGCAGUUGCGCAAAUACGUUUUCUGCAGCAAAACAAAAAACAAUGGCAUAAAACUAGUUUCCAUGUUCAUAUUUGCUGCAUAAAUUUAAUACAGUGGUGCUUGAAAGUUUGUGAACCCUUUAGAAUUGCAGGACUUGUGUGAACAUCGGAUGACGUUUUAGGUCAUAUUUUCUGCAGAAAUAUAGAAAAUUCUAAAGGGUUCACAAACUUUCAAGCACCACUGUAACUGCAUGCUGUUAGCUCAGUUACCCUUCCAGUUUUCAAGGCGUGUCAUUUUACUUCCAGGGAGAUUCAGAAUCCUCAUAAAAUAUGUCAGUUUCGAUCCUUCAUGGCUCUUGCAGUUGAAACAUUUUAAAGGGUUGCAUGUUUAAUGCCUGCCCCGAAUGCUUCCAGUGUGUUGUUCACUUUAUUUCGUUGGUGUCCAGGACAUUCCUCUGGUGUUGUGUUUUUCUGCUGGUUACAGACGUGAGUGUGUACUUGCUAUGUAAAAUGUACAUGAGGUACACUUUCCAACAGUCUGCAAAAUAAAUUUUCAUUGUUG
Lampris incognitus (smalleye Pacific opah) is the source of this 3647-nucleotide messenger RNA. RefSeq names its product SIL1 nucleotide exchange factor (gene sil1). The record is from RefSeq and is a predicted model, not a curated record. The transcript is spliced from 12 exons. NCBI's taxonomy places the organism in Eukaryota, Metazoa, Chordata, Actinopteri, Lampriformes, Lampridae. Bases 463 to 1869 code for a protein of 468 amino acids.